AGAAGCAGUCCAUAAAUCUCCACCAACUCCGCCCCACUUUACGCAUCUUUCCCUCCUCUUCCUCGACCUCGUCCUCUUCUUCGAUUAUUAUUCCCACCAAAUCAAAUCAAAUCCCUCUUUCUCUCUGAAUUGGGGUUAGGGUUUGUGAAGAAGAUGGGCAAGGGGGGAACGCUGAGCGACAACGUCGUGAAGAAGAUCGUCCUCUCCUACACCUACGUCGCCAUAUGGAUCUUCCUCAGCUUCACCGUCAUCGUCUACAACAAGUACAUUCUCGACCGCAAGAUGUACAAUUGGCCCUACCCCAUCUCCCUCACCAUGAUCCACAUGGCCUUCUGCUCCUCCCUCGCCUACCUCCUCGUCCGCGUCUUUAAGGUUGUCGAGCCCGCUGCCAUCUCCUUCGACCUCUACUGCAAGUCCGUCCUCCCCAUUGGCGCCCUCUACUCUCUCAGCCUCUGGCUCUCCAAUUCCGCCUACAUCUACCUCUCCGUCUCCUUCAUCCAGAUGCUCAAGGCUCUCAUGCCCGUCGCUGUCUAUUCCAUCGGCGUUCUCUUCAAGAAGGAGGGUUUCAAGUCCGAGACCAUGACUAACAUGGUUUCCAUCUCCAUCGGGGUCGCCAUCGCCGCCUACGGCGAGGCCAAGUUCGACGCCUGGGGCGUCUCCCUCCAGCUCGGAGCCGUCGCCUUCGAGGCCACUCGCCUGGUGAUGAUUCAGAUUCUCCUCACCUCCAAGGGCAUCACUUUGAACCCUAUUACUUCUCUUUAUUACGUUGCGCCUUGUUGCUUGGCUUUCUUGUUUGCGCCGUGGCUUUUCGUGGAAUACCCCUUGCUGAAGGAGACCUCAAGCUUUCAUUUCGAUUACAUGAUUUUCGGGACCAAUUCGUUCUGCGCCUUCGCCCUAAAUUUGGCCGUGUUCUUGCUGGUUGGGAAGACCUCGGCCUUGACCAUGAAUGUGGCCGGAGUGGUGAAGGAUUGGUUGUUGAUUGCCUUUUCGUGGUCGGUGAUUAAGGACACUGUUACGCCUGUGAAUUUGGUUGGAUACGGGGUUGCUUUCUUGGGCGUUGCGUACUACAAUCAUUCCAAGUUGCAGGCGCUGAAGGCGAAGGAGGCGCAGAAGAAGGCUGCCCAAAGGGACGAGGAGUCCGGGAGGUUGUUGGAGGAUAGGGAAGGGGAAGAUAUGGGGAGGAAGAACGAAUCUCAGAGUUGAUUUGAUUGCUAAUUUGAAUUUUGUACUACAGGAUUGGAAGGAAAGGGAAGAUUGCAAUUGGCAAAUUCGAGACGAGAUGAAGAAUUCCCUUAAACAGGAGUUGCAAACCUAGCAUUUCUAAUCAACUACAGGCAGGAUUCGUUUUGGCUAUAGUUAAUGGCAGGUAGUCAGCAUAUAAAGGGAUGGAUUUUGGGGAAAUAUUUUAUUUGUUAUGUUUGAGAUGGUUUCUCUUCCCCUGGAUUUGGUUCUGUUCCUGAUAAAAUGUGGAUUAGUGUGGCAAUAUGUUUGAAGAAAUAGCUUUAAUGGAAAUGACUCUAAUUAAUAUUACAGGUUGGAGAAACAUAAUUCCUGACUAUGUUUACAAUGAAGCGUCAAGCGCCAUUGAUAAAUGGUCCCCUACGUAAAAUUAUAUAUAUGUAAUAUAUUCUUGUUUAUGCUGACUAUGGUAGAAUUUUAUCUCUUCACGUGUUGCGACUUGUGAAUGCUCUGCUAGCACUUUCUUGGUACUUCAUAUUUCAACUCUCCAAUGCACGUAUGAUUGAGGUUUCCAUAUUUCAAACUUUUCAGUUUGUUGCAGACUUGAAUUUCUUGUGUG
Messenger RNA from Diospyros lotus (date-plum), 1798 nucleotides. Its product is annotated as probable sugar phosphate/phosphate translocator At5g25400. The transcript is spliced from 3 exons. Bases 154 to 1203 code for a protein of 349 amino acids. NCBI's taxonomy places the organism in Eukaryota, Viridiplantae, Streptophyta, Magnoliopsida, Ericales, Ebenaceae. Gene Ontology annotation, cellular component: Golgi apparatus; trans-Golgi network; endosome. The record is from RefSeq and is a predicted model, not a curated record. Gene Ontology annotation, molecular function: antiporter activity.